Molecule: messenger RNA, 4614 nt
Organism: Cherax quadricarinatus
Lineage: Eukaryota; Metazoa; Arthropoda; Malacostraca; Decapoda; Parastacidae
Source: RefSeq, a predicted model, not a curated record
GUGGCUGGCAACGUGAGUGUGAGCACAGUCAGCCUGACACCUGAACCUGGUGAUCACGGUGUUCCGCUUGUGUGUAAGGCAUACAGUCCCAACCUGCCUGGUUCUGUACUCCACGACCAGAUCACCCUCGCUGUCCACUUCGUUCCUGUGGCCACUAUCAGUAUCAGUGGAGGCGCUGGUGGAGACGCUGGGGUUCGUGAGGGAGGCGCCGUCACGUUCACCUGUCACCUGAAGGCCAAUCCUAAGGUGUACAACGUCACCUGGUUUCAUAAUGGACGCCCUCUACGACGGCAGGACUGGGGCAAACAGAUGACCAACACCACCCUCAGACUUCGUAACGUGACGGCGGCGAUGCGAGGUCUAUACACCUGUGUGGGCAGCAACCUGGAGGGUGACGGCCAGAGCAACGCUGUCAACCUUAACGUUGAGUUCUCCCCGGUCUGUGAGGAGAAUCAACGCGAUGAAUAUGUGGGACCUCGAGGUGGGUCUGUAACCAUCGCCUGCAGUGUGGUCGCCUACCCAACCUCACUCACCUUCACUUGGGCAUUGAAGAGAACACCAGAGACUCCUCCAGUACGACUUCACAGUGUGGGUCGGGAAGAGGGUCUCACUGGACACUACACACUGAGUCGUCUAGAGGAGGAGAGUGUGGAAGUGUGGUGCUGGGCGCAGAAUGCUGUGGGAGCGCAGGCUUCCCCAUGCAAGUUUACAGUCUACACCCAAGGUGAGCCGGGUCCAUUCAGUAGUUGUCGCGUCGGCAACCACACGGCCUCUGGAUUCAUGGUCAUUGUGUGUCCGGAACCACUUAGAAGUAUGACACAGAGUUUCACACUCUCGUCAACGCUCAGGUUGGGUGAUAGCAGUAGAGGAGGAGGAGGAGAGAGUAGCAGUGGCAGCAGCAGCAGCGAAAGUAGCAGCAGCAGCGACAGCAGCAGUAGCAAAGGAAGCCAGCAGAAGAAAGAAGGAGGAGGGGGAGCGGUUCACACACUUGGGCAGCUAGUUCGAAAUCUCACCACCACCUCGCCUUUCUUCGUUGUUGGAGGUCUGCAGUCGGGGCAAGAAUUCGCCCUAGUCGUUCAGGUCUCCAAUGAAGAAGGUGUUAGCCCGCCUGUUGUACUCAGUGCCUUCACCCUUAAAGACAAUGCGCAGACGGUCAUAGGAAUGCCGACGGUGAACGGCGGUCGUAGUAGCGGUGGCGGCGGCAUCGUCAGCGGCGGCGGCAGUGCCUCUCCCAGCGGAGGCGGUGGUAUGGGCGGCUCUGGUAUGGGUGUGGGAAGUGUGGAAAGCGAUGAGGAUGAGGACGUGGGCGGCCACAGCAGGUUCCUUGAAUUGGUACCGCCCAUGAUCAUUGUGCUGGUGGCAUCACUCUCCUGUAUCCUGGUGAUGGCUCUGCUGGUGAUCCUGCUGCUGAAGCGGCGUGGCAGAUUGAGACGGAUGGAGCAGGAACUACAGCAGGUGAAGUUGAACAAGGAGAUGGUGUUUGUACACAACAGAAACCCCGACACCGUCUCACGGGACACCCCAGGAUCCUUGAGAAAAGGAGUAGAGUCUAGUGGCACUCCCGGCGGCAGCAGCGGUGGCAGUAUAGGCGGUGGUGGCAGCGGCAACGAAGCGGGUGGCGGCACUGCCGCUGGCGGCAUCGGCGGCAGCGGCGGUGGUGGCGGCGGCGUCGGUGGCACUAUGUUGGGGGGUGGAGUGGGUGGGGGCGGGAGUCGUGUGGCGGGGGUUGGAGGAGGAGGUGUGGUGGGAAUGGUGAGCUCUGUAGAUGACGGGUCCUUUGGCUCCUGUAAUGGUGAUCUUCUCACCACCUCCUCCAGAGACUCUCUACUGGGUCCUCGUAGCAAACCAGGUGAGAUGCUGGAAACCUUCCGAGGAGGCAGUACCACGCUACCUAUCCUUGGAAUACAGCAGUUAGGAGACGACAUUGGACGACAUGUAGUGCUUGAAGGUCUACGACCUUUGGGCACCGCCCUCAGUACUUCCUGUUCAAGCUUCCGUUCUGGGAUCCCCAUGGGCAGCAUGGGAGGUGCGACUAAUAUGGGACACAUAAGCAUGGGUGGCAUGUCCGGAAUGAUGGCCACCUCAGGUUUGAUAAACACCCCUUCGACCUCUUCCUCUCAUCUCCUUCAAGUAUCUCUCGUCCCUGAGAACGUGGGUCAGACCCGGGGCCAAACACCAGCACCACGGGGAAACGAAGGUGUGAGUGUGUUGUGAGGGUCAGUCUUCACCACGGAGACAAGUGGUAUUUGAACCCCCAGUCUAGACCACAGUGUGUACAGGCUUGUAAGGUGCGAACUGAAGAACUCGGUCCAGACGAUGGUCCAGUCGAUGGUCUGAUAACCAUGGCUGGUGAAUAAAAAGUGUGGACCACACGAACCUCAAUUUUGACAGCAGUAGCUAAAAUCACUGAAAAAAACUAACCAUCACAAAGUUGUCUAGGCCACAGAAAUGAAUCAUGAGAAAUUAAUUUUCAACUCUUUGAAAUCUGUCGCUUCUGAACGUUUCCCGAGACCAAGGGAAUUAAAUCCUAAGGAAUAAGUGAGCGAUAACAAAGAAAAGUAACAAAUGAAGACAGUCAUGAACCCAUGAAACCAGUGUCCCCCUUCCCCCAAAAAAAUAUGAUAGAUAACAGGGACCAGUUAAUGAUGCAGACUUUCCUGAAUAAAUUAGAUAAAUAGCUGCCAAAAACUAUGUGAUCACCAAGUAACUGCUGAAGAGCGUGUGCAGAGAAGGCAGUUGUUAGGGAAGAAAUUAAUGGACAAUACUGACCAAAAUCUGUUGACUAGAUAGUAGUGGCCAAUGUUAUUGCAGUCUCACUGCCUCACAAAAAAUCAGGAACUUUUUCGAACCUCUAAUAUACACACGGGGAGUUAACUAUUGUCCUGAAUCAAGAACCGAUGAAAGAACUGUGAAAUAAUCUGCCCAAACAUGUUGUCGCGGAGCCGCUGAAUUUUCUAUUGUUUUAGCAUACUCAUUCUGGACUUCUUUGGUGCCCAAAUUACUAUACGGCAGAAUCCUAUGUUUACACGUAGAUAAACUCCUCAAUAUGAAUUUAAGUUGAUCAUAAGAUGUCUGUAAAAAAAAAAAACGAGCAUUAUAGUGUUAUAGUGACUUGGGACGUUUGUGUGAUAUUCAGUCGAGGAGCAGAGACUUGAGCAUUGGUUUGACUUGCCUGUGGUUUAUUUUAAACCCUAAAAAGAAAGUAUUACGCUGAUGCUUAAUGAUAGUUUCUUUAUAAAAUAAAUUACUCACUUGUGUGCAGUUUCAUGAGUAUGAACAAAUUGUACGUUUAUUUCGUCUAUAAUUAGAUAAGAAUGCAUUACUCAGGAAUUUGAAGCGCCAAUAAACAGGAUGAAUCAGGACCUGACACUUGGUGGGUUUUAACCUUCACUGACUUGUUACAGAACUUCGAAAACCUUGAAUUGACUCGACAGAUGUUGUUGUCCUUGCACUGCAGCAUAAACCAAGAGUGUUCUACUUAUUAUCACCCAGCCAUACUUGUAUCAUUAACCUAUAAAACAUAUACACGGAUACAGAGGUAGGAAUAACCGGGCUACUCUCUGUAGCAAGGCAAUACUGUAAAAAACUGAAAUGUCUAUUAUACAUUACAUGAAAUACUAAUGACAGUAAAAUGACAAUUUUUAUAUUGAUUGGUGAUGUGAUAUUUUGAUACUAGUAUCAAGUAAAUAAAAACACUGUCGAGCACUUUGUAAAACGUUAUCUUAAAAGCGUUCUACGACUUUUAGGGAAAAACGUGAGGCUCGCUGUCUAAUAUUGCCUGAAAAACACCGAACGAACUUACACAAUUCAUUGCAAUAGAAUGACUAAAGAAUCAAUGAUAUCAUUAGAAUUAGUUUCUUCUUUCUUGUUUUUCGAUGACACUAGAUAACAAUGAUACAAUAAAGAUACAACAGGAAGAAGGUACUUAUUAUCAGUGUUGGCAAUGGGAAUUGCUGCUUUUGAGGUAUAUAAACACGUUGAUGUAUCAUAUCUCUCUAAGGCACAAUCUGCUUUCUGUAUGACAGUGACAAGAAAACGUUUACUGAUAUAUUUCCAGAGUGUGGAAUGAAAAAAGUUGUUAAGUAUAUCACAAUCCCUUUACAUACGAAAGUUUUCCAUUUUUUUAAUCCGCAAAUGAGAAAAGGCGGUGAGGGCCGACAAAGAGCUUACGAGGUACUGUAUGUAAGCGAUAACGGAGAGAAAAGGCUCUAACCUUUGGCCCCAAUGCCCACCCGAACACCAUCUACCACGCUCCAGUAAGGUACUCUACGGGACCUGAGGAGAACGUUGGCUCAAGACACAGGAUUUCCCACUGCAUGUAGUCACCAAAGGUUUAUUCAUCCUUUUCAAAAGCACACCCCCACCCACUGUUCAUGUGUAAUAAACCUGUGAAUUGUUGGAAAUAUUAUUUUUUAAUUUAGUCCCUGUUAUUGAGCAACUCUGAAUUACUAAAGUUUCCAUGAGUGAGAGGUCCUUUAAAUUGUACCAAAAUAUGCACACACACACGCACACAGACACACACACACACACACACACACACACACACACACACACACACACACACACACACACACACACACACACACACAUAUACACAAGCAAUUUCCCUUGUUA